Messenger RNA from Thecamonas trahens ATCC 50062, 855 nucleotides. RefSeq lists its product as uncharacterized. The coding region runs from base 1 to 855 and encodes 284 amino acids. Lineage: Eukaryota; Apusomonadida; Apusomonadidae. The record is from RefSeq and is a predicted model, not a curated record. The transcript is spliced from 2 exons.
AUGUGUGCGAGCUCGCGAGUUACUGGUGAAGCAGCCGACGAUGUGGUGGAGAUGACGGCGAGCAAGGAGAACGAUCGCGUGGCGAUCAUUGCGCUCAAUCGGCGGACGGUCCGCAACGCGGUGGACGGCACGACGGCCCGGGCACUGCAUGCUGCCUUUCUGGCCUUUGACAGCGACGAUAGCUUUGACGUGGCGGUCCUGACUGGGAGCGGCGGCGUCUUCUGUGCCGGCGCCGAUCUCCAUUCGCUGAGCAACCCGCUGGUCCAUCCCAAGACCGGCGUGGUGACCGAGCUUGCGGGCGUGGUCGACGACCCGACGCUUGGACCUAUGGGUCCGACCCGGCUUACGCUGUCCAAGCCUGUGGUGGCUGCGGUGGACGGCCCUGCGGUGGCCGGCGGGAUGGAGCUGGCGGCGUGGGCCUCGGUCCGUGUUGCGGCGUGGGACGCUGUUUUCGGCGUCUUCUGCCGGCGGUGGGGCGUUCCGCUCAUCGACGGCGGCUCGUUCCGCCUCCCACGGCUUGUGGGUGGCUCCCGGGCAGCCGAUCUCAUCCUCACCGGGCGCCCGCUCUCCGGCGUCGAGGCCGAGGCCAUCGGGUUUGUUAACCGUCUUGCGCCGGCUGGCGAGCCUUCUCUACCGACGGCUCUCGAUCUCGCCUCAGCCAUGACCCGCUCUCCGCAAGCUUGCCUUCGCUCGGACCUCGCAUCAUCACGAUCGGCGUUUGACCCUGCCGAUGCUGCUGAGCUCGACGCGAUUGCCCGUGAGUACGAGCUCGGGCUCGCCACUAUGCGCCAGACUCGACUUGGUGCUGUCGCCUCAUUUGUCGAUGGUGCCGGUCGGGGAGGAGCCCCGAUCUGA